AUGCUGUUCUCAGCAGGGCUCUUUUACAAAGACACGGCCGGUCACAUGGACGUAACGGACCCCGCUGAUGGUAAUAGAGGUUUGACCAAACGAGCUGCAUUUACCAACGCCAGCAACGUUGUUGAACUACUGGCCCCCAUUCACAGUGACAUAUUCUUUCAAGAAAAACUAAUGCUUAACGGCGUGGACAUUAAAAUUCGCAUGACGAGGGUGAAAGAUGAAUUCUGUUUGAUGAGGAACGACGCUGUGGCCUAUAAACUAAACAUCUUGUCAGCUUCACUGUUUGUGAAAAAAGUGUCGGUAUCACCAGGUGUGAGAUUGGGGCACGCGCAAGCAUUGCUCUCGACGCCAGCCAAAUACCCCAUCGACAGGGUGUGUGUGAAAAACUUCUCAAUCCCUGUAGGCUCACGUGUUUGUAAUCAAGAAAACUUGUUCUUAGGAACUCUACCAAAAUCCGUUGUUCUGGCUAUGGUUGAUAAUGAUGCGUUUACAGGCUCGUAUGAUAAAAAUCCGUUCGCCUUUAAAAACUAUGACCUAGAAUUUUUGGCAGUUUAUCUGGACGGCCAACAGCACCCCGCUAAACCUCUGCAGCCUGAAUAUGGAAGUGGCUCUGCGGUACGCGAAUUUUACCAGUUAGCGCUGGCUUCUGGAAAGCAUCUUAAAAAUCAACCUCUAGCUAUUGAUAGGGAGGAUUUUCUGCAUGGGUAUACCCUUUAUGCGUUUAAUCUCACGCCGGACGAAGGCUGCAGUCAACACGUGUCGCUUAUCAAGUCUGGGAACAUUAGGCUAGAAGCACGUUUUAGACAACCUCUACCCCGAACGAUCAACUUAAUCGUUUAUGCCAUAUUUGACAGCAUCAUCGAGGUGUCAAAUCGCAGACAGAUCCUGGUUGAUUACUAUUAA
Ictalurus furcatus (blue catfish) is the source of this 903-nucleotide messenger RNA. RefSeq lists its product as uncharacterized. The transcript has a single exon. The coding region runs from base 1 to 903 and encodes 300 amino acids. Lineage: Eukaryota; Metazoa; Chordata; Actinopteri; Siluriformes; Ictaluridae. The record is from RefSeq and is a predicted model, not a curated record. Gene Ontology annotation, cellular component: cytosol. Gene Ontology annotation, molecular function: ribonucleoside-diphosphate reductase activity, thioredoxin disulfide as acceptor. Gene Ontology annotation, biological process: deoxyribonucleotide biosynthetic process.